GCACUCUGCAUUGUUGCCAUGGCAGAGUCUCUCAGGGAAGGAAAACGACAGGCAAUGCACAUGCUCAGAGAUACAGCCCUACAUGUUUUACUAGCAGUUUGCAGCAGCCAUUCAAAGAGACCACCACAAAGGCAAGUGAGAGAUCAGUGAAAAGAUAAAGUCUCCAUACCAAGAUGCUGAAGGCUUGCAUUAGCAGAGCAGUCACGUUGGUGCCUUUAAUUCUUAUAGUCUGGUUUAUUUCUGCAAAGCCAGCUACUGCUGAAGAGGAAUCGGGAACAACAAUCCCUGCAGAAAGUCGCCCAUGUGUUGAUUGCCAUGCAUUUGAAUUCAUGCAGAGGGCGUUACAAGAUUUAAAGAAGACAGCUUACAAUUUAGAUUCACGGACAGAAACAUUGCUUUUUAAAGUGGAGAAGAGAACUCUUUGUGACUGCUUAGCUGCAAAUGCCCUGAACUGAAUAUUGGAGAUCUCCCUAGUGGUUGCUGAUUCUUCAACAGCUUUUAAAACACUGCUGUUAGUGCAGACAGAUUUAGGAAAUUAAAUACAGCAAACAUGUAAUCCCCACCCGGGGCACUUAUGAAUCUAAGUAGACAAGAUUGCUGUGUGUUUGCCUUCUGAGUACUUGUAUAAUUUUUCCCCACCCAUGUUGAUGUCAUUGUGAAUUUUCCAAAAGAAGGCAAAUGCUGGAAGGGGUGCCACUGGGAGCUAUUACUAAAAUAUGGACAUUU
Molecule: messenger RNA, 726 nt
Organism: Pogona vitticeps (central bearded dragon)
Lineage: Eukaryota; Metazoa; Chordata; Lepidosauria; Squamata; Agamidae
Gene: NICOL1
Product: NELL2 interacting cell ontogeny regulator 1
Source: RefSeq, a predicted model, not a curated record